AGACUGAAUAUCGCAUAUGUUCUGCAUGCGGUGAACCUAUAAGUGACAAGUUUCUGCUGGAGGUAUCCGGAAGAAGCUGGCAUGCGAGAUGCUUACGGUGCUCCAUUUGUCAACUGCAGCUGGAUAGGCAACCAUCUUGCUUCAUCAGAGAUAGGGCUGUGUAUUGCAAGGCUGAUUAUGCCAACUUCUCUUCCAGAAGUUUCGGCACCAAGUGCUCCAUCUGCACCCGCGGUAUCUCGUCCAGCGACUGGGUACGCAAGGCUCGUGAUCACGUCUACCACCUGGCAUGCUUUGCUUGUGCAGCAUGUCAUAGGCAGCUGUCUACGGGGGAGGAGUUCGCCCUACAUGAAGACAGAGUUCUCUGCAAGGCACACUACCUUGAGAUUCUUGACGGGGGAACUACUUCGUCGGAUGAUGGCUGCGAUGCGGAAGGCUACCACAAAAACAAGGCGAAACGGGUGCGAACCACCUUCACGGAGGAGCAGCUGCAGGUGCUACAAGCCAAUUUCCAGCUGGAUUCCAAUCCGGACGGGCAGGACCUGGAACGGAUAGCGCAAAUCACCGGCCUCAGCAAACGGGUCACGCAAGUCUGGUUCCAGAACUCCAGAGCCAGACAGAAAAAGCACAUGCAUACGGGCAAGGUCAAAGCACAAAUGCAAUCCACACGAGAAGAAAGCAGUUUUGGCAGGCAUGUGAACCUGCACUUGACCUACUCUUUUCAACAGCAGAACAACAACCUCAGUAACCACAAACCGUCGUCCAUAUUUUCACAACCUGAUUCGUCAAUGGACGAGCUGUCGCAGGAAUCCACCCUACAUUGCAUGCAAAAUGAAGUGUGAAACACUCUCUUAUGCCAUUUAUAUUUUCCCAGCGAACUUUAAGGGAAUUACUAAUUAUUGUGAAAUCUUGAAGCUAGACGAAUUAGUAUGCAUUCCUGUAUAUAUAUUUACUAACAAUUUUUGUAAAAAAUUAAUGUUUAUAUUCCUAUAUAUAUAUAUAUUUAUUGCUUCCUAUACCUAUAAGUUCAUACAGUUGUG
Acanthoscelides obtectus is the source of this 1037-nucleotide messenger RNA. Lineage: Eukaryota; Metazoa; Arthropoda; Insecta; Coleoptera; Chrysomelidae. The record is from the annotation of a GenBank genome assembly.